GUGUUAAAACAGUAGCCACCAAAAUAACCCUAAAGGGUAUAUAUCCUCAUUGACAAAUUCCUUUCUCUUUCUACACAAAACUCUUCGCCGAAUCCGAGACACAGCAAUGCCAAUUUUUGCGUAUUCUACGUACGAAGAUAUACCAACAUUGGAUGAUGUGAAACGUGAAAUUACCAGCAUCGUGGGGCUUCGAGAAGUCAAGGUUCAAUUGGAGAAAAUUGUUGAUAAAAUAAUCUCUGCAGAACAUGAUGCCAGUUACAGUUUUCGAGUUGUUCCUCCCAAGCCCUUUCAUAUGGUGUUCAUAGGAAACGCUGGAACCGGAAAAUCGACAGUUGCUCGAAUUCUUGGAAAAUUGUUUUAUUUGUCUGGAUCUUUACCAUCUUAUAACGUAAUUGAAACAGGACUAAGGGGAAAGGUUUGUUCCUUGUAAAUUACAUUGAAAAAUUAUACUGUACUGUAGAAACCCUGUUUGGCUAAGUUCUAAAAAAAA
Molecule: messenger RNA, 490 nt
Organism: Olea europaea var. sylvestris
Lineage: Eukaryota; Viridiplantae; Streptophyta; Magnoliopsida; Lamiales; Oleaceae
Product: stage V sporulation protein K-like
Exons: 3
Coding region: 107-430 (107 amino acids)
Molecular function (GO): ATP binding
Source: RefSeq, a predicted model, not a curated record